AUGGCAGUUCGGAGGAGGCGGCCUUCUGUCCCAAGAGCUGACUACGAGACGGGAAGAUUACCGACUUUCGAGAAGAGACGGAGAGCCUGGCGUGCAAAGAAGUAUGUUUGGAGGAAGAGACACGGUGCGUGGGGAUGUCUGGCGAUUGUGGGCUUCGUAGUUGGUUGUGUGCACAUCGUCAAUGUCGGCCUGGGAUACCUUCCCCUGAUCCACGAUGAUCCUGCCGCCGCUGCCUUGGACUGGAGCCAGCCCAACCAAGCGUCCACAGAUAUGGCAUCAUAUCUUCUGGACGUUACCAAGGACGUGACUCCCAUCCCCUGCCACUCCCACAACGACUAUUGGCGCCGUGUCCCCCUCUACGAUGCCCUGCGCUGGGGCUGCACUGGCGUAGAAGCCGACGUGUGGCUGUUCGACGAAGACCUCUUCGUGGGCCACAGCACGCAGUCACUCACUAAGAACCACACCUUCACGUCCAUGUACGUAGACCCGCUCGUUAAGAUGCUGGACUCGAAGAACAAAAACACAACCUUCCUCCCCCCCUCGGAACUAAACUCCACCGCCAAGCUCGGCGUCUUCGACACCGCGCCCCAGCAGACUCUCGUCCUGCUCGUCGACUUCAAGAACGACGGCUCCCAGAUCUGGCCCUACGUGUCGUCCCAACUCGCCACGCUGCGCGAGAAGGGCUACCUGACAUACUACGACGGCGCCGCCAUACACGAAGGUCCCAUCACUGUCGUGGCGACAGGAAACGCACCCUUCAGCCUCGUCGUCGCAAACUCAACCUACCGCGACAUCUUCUUUGACGCGCCGCUCGACCGCUUAUACGUCGAGCCGUCCUCUUCGGACGCCGCCACGGUGAGCACGUCGGGCCAGGGCACCGUCGGCACGACGCCUGGGAGCCACUUCGAUUCCACAAACUCAUUCUACGCGAGCACAAACUUCCAGGCAUCCAUCGGCAGGAUCUGGUGGGGCCGCAUCAGCGGGCGUCAGCGCGAGCUGAUACGCGGCCAGAUCAAGGGCGCGCAUGAGCGCGGGCUCAAGGCGCGGUAUUGGGGCGCGCCCAAGUGGCCCAUUGCGCUGCGGAACCGCGUCUGGUGGGACCUGGUCGGUUUGGGUGUCGACUAUCUCAACGGAGAUGAUCUGGUGGGCAUGACGCGGUUCGAUUGGAGCGUGCGCCGGCACUGGAGUUGGUUGAGGUAG
Didymella exigua CBS 183.55 is the source of this 1200-nucleotide messenger RNA. RefSeq lists its product as uncharacterized. Gene Ontology annotation, biological process: lipid metabolic process. The transcript is spliced from 3 exons. Bases 1 to 1200 code for a protein of 399 amino acids. Lineage: Eukaryota; Fungi; Ascomycota; Dothideomycetes; Pleosporales; Didymellaceae. The record is from RefSeq and is a predicted model, not a curated record. Gene Ontology annotation, molecular function: phosphoric diester hydrolase activity.